AUGAGCACCGAUAAACACUGGAUUUCCGAGUUCAUCAAUAUAAUCAUCAUCUUCGUCGUCUUCAAUCAAUUCUUCUACGUUCUCAUCGUCCUCCAUCACUCCGAAAUCAUUGUCUUCUGGCUCUGGACUGUCGUCGAUAUCUUGAUAUCGACUAGGGGAAUAAACCCGCUGAUGUCGUGGAACAUUCUAGUGGCUAGUAUUACAGUCCAUUUGAUUUUAAUUUAUUCAAUUUUCGAUGUUUAUUACACAAGUCCACUCGUUCAUGGAAUUCCUCCACAAUUCAUCAAUAGCCAGAGUUUUCCCGCGAAACGGAUAUUUAUUAUUUCAGCUGAUGGAUUACGAUAUGACACAUUCAACAAGUACCCGAAUAUGUCGCCCUACCUUCAUUCGAUAAUGAACAAUCGGAAAGGCAUAUACGGCCUGUCGAGAUCCCAUGUUCCAACUGAAUCUCGACCUGGUCACGUGGCAAUAUUCGCUGGAAUAACUGAAGAUAUCAGUGCAGUUGCGAAGGGAUGGAAGAAGAAUCCAGUACAAUUCGAUAGUGUUUUUAAUCGAUCAUCGAAUAGUUGGAUGUGGGGAAGUCCAGAUAUUGUGAACCUUUUCGAUGAUCUUCCAAAUGCAAAAUCCUUUUCUUAUUCUUCGGAUGAAGAGGAUUUCGCUUCAGAAGAUGCCUCAAAACUUGAUAAAUGGGUAUUUGAUCAUUUUGAGACAUUCCUUACCUCCGCUUCCACAAACAAUGAGCUAAAAUUGAAAUUGAACGAGCCGAAGAGUGUAUUUUUCUUGCAUUUAUUGGGUAUUGACACGAAUGGUCAUGGGAAUAAGCCACGAUCGAAGCAGUACAUUGAGAAUAUAAGAGUUGUCGACUCUGGAAUCGAAAAAGUGCAAAAACUGGUGGACGAGUUCUUUCCCGAUGGAAAAACUGCUUGGCUCUUCACAUCAGACCACGGAAUGACCGAUUGGGGAUCUCAUGGAGCUGGAAGUGACGAUGAAGUGCUCACUCCUUUCGUUGCUUGGGGAGCUGGAAUUAAGAAAGGAGGACCGAAAUUAGAUGUUCAUCAGAUUGACUUGGCUCCACUGAUUUCUUCGUUGAUUGGAUGUCCGAUUCCAGUGAAUUCAAUGGGAAUUCUUCCAGUUCAAAUGAUGGAUUCAAAAAGUUCUGGAUAUGAAUUCAAGGCGAUCGAGGCAAAUUUCAGACAGCUAAAAGAGCAAAUCACAUUUUUGAAAAAUGCGAAAUCCGGAAGAUUUUGGUUUACUCAAUUCGAAAAAUUCGGUGACAAAGCAAUGGAAUCUCUGAGGAAUACACUGAAUCAUCUUGGUCGAGAUCGUCGUUUCUCUGUUGCCACGUCACUUUUUGCAGAGAAUGCACACUUGAUGAAAGAGGCAAUUGUAUUCUAUCAUCGAUAUGAUCGUCAGAUGUUAGGAGCAGCAGUCAGUUGUAGUUUUAUAGCGUGGAUCGCUUUGGUUGUCUCGUUUUUGAAUGACUCAACAACCAAAGGAACCUACAAACUGCUCAUUCCAAGCCGAUUGUUCACUAUUCCAUUCCUCAUUUCAUUCCUGUUUUCCGUCUACUGUUCUCUGAGUAUUACCCAAUCAAUCUAUAUAUUCCUACCAGUUUAUCUGCUCUCAAUUCUGGAAAAUCACUCACAUUUGACUAGAAAAGCUAGAGAAUAUGCCACGCUUCUGUUUGCAAAAGAUUUUACUAAACUGCGGAUUGUCGAUUCGUUUAUGAAACCAUUCGUAGGAUUUAUUGGGUUCACCAUCACAAUAUGCAUCUUCGUUCUGACAUUCAUGGAUCGAGCAUUUCUCGCCGCCGUUUUCAUUCUUUUGGCGUUCAUUCCUCAGUUUUAUUCCUAUCCUAUAGUUUCUUAUUGGUCAAAAACGUGGAUCCUAACAUGUCUCUCCCUGUGCAUUUUCCCAUUCCUUCCAGCUGUCGGUGUCACAACUCACAUUCCUCUCUGCAUAAUUUCUCCAUUUCUAACCGCGGGGAUCUGCCAUCGACUCUCGAAACGAGGAUGUCUAGCUAGACAAAAACAGUUGUUUGAGUUAAUGGUAUAUGUGCAUUCAGCAGUAGCCAUAUUCAUUACUAUAGUGAAUUAUGGGUUUGAGAAGCCUCCAUCAAUCGCUCGUUGGAUUUCAUGGAUCUCGAUUCCUCUCUCUUUAAUUGCUCCUUCGAUUAUAUCCGGACCAUACUUAGUGGAUCGAUUGAUUGCAUACUCGUUAUGCUUUUAUGUACCCUAUUCCCUUCUAUCCAUCUCAUACGAGUCACUAUUCGUCCUCAUUUUCCUGUUCCUUUUGACACUUUUUGUUCGUUUUGAAUUUGGACAUUUAUCUGAUGUUGAGCUGCUCCAGUUGAAAAUUGAUGCGACGAAAGUCUCCUCCGGUGAAUACGUGGAACUCCGUCGUACUGUUGUCUGCGUCUCUUUCGUGCUCUGCACUCUCUUCGGAACUGGAAAUUUCGCUUCUAUCAAUUCAUUCAAUCCAUCCACUUUGAAUUUAUUCAUUUCGGUGUUCAGCCCGUUUACUAUGGCGAUUCUUUUGGUUCUGAAACUGCUGAUUCCAAUUCUUUUGGUCUCAUCUGCUUUCGCUUCGAUAGUUCGAUUUGAUCGGGAAUCUAUACAAAGGCUAUGCUGCUUUUCGUUGAUUUUCACUGAUUUUAUGUCGAUGUGUUUUUUCCACCAACUCCGUGAUGAUGGAAGCUGGCUUGACAUUGGAAUGAGCAUCUCUCAAUUCAUUGUUUCCAUGUGCAUUUCAUUGGCUCUUUUAAUACUUUUAUCCAUUUCUAGUCAUUUAAUGGCGUUUGAUUUCAGUAGGCGAUCUGAUUCAACUAGGUUUUCACCCGAAAUCGAAUCAAUUUCGAAGCCUCGAAAACUUUCCGAUGACGAAGCUGCUUGA
This is a messenger RNA of Caenorhabditis remanei, 2892 nucleotides long. RefSeq lists its product as uncharacterized. Bases 1 to 2892 code for a protein of 963 amino acids. The transcript has 13 exons. Gene Ontology annotation, molecular function: mannose-ethanolamine phosphotransferase activity. Lineage: Eukaryota; Metazoa; Nematoda; Chromadorea; Rhabditida; Rhabditidae. Gene Ontology annotation, cellular component: endoplasmic reticulum membrane. The record is from RefSeq and is a predicted model, not a curated record. Gene Ontology annotation, biological process: GPI anchor biosynthetic process.